CCGAGGAAGGGGAAAUCGUGACGCUCGUGCCCGAGGGGCGGACGCUGCUUUCCUCAGCGGGCUGCGCGCGGUUUCUGCGGGGAUAGUGGCUGGCUCUGUGGGCAACCGCACCCAUGGCUUCCGUGCUGUCCUACGAAAGCCUGGUCCACGCCGUGGCCGGAGCCGUGGGAAGUGUAACAGCGAUGACGGUGUUUUUUCCUUUGGAUACAGCUCGUCUUCGACUUCAAGUUGAUGAGAAAAGAAAGUCCAAAACUACUCAUAUGGUACUCUUGGAGAUCAUUAAAGAAGAAGGCCUCCUGGCACCAUAUCGUGGGUGGUUUCCAGUUAUCUCCAGCCUCUGCUGCUCCAAUUUUGUCUAUUUCUACACUUUUAAUAGCCUCAAAACAGUCUGGGUGAAAGGCCAGCGUUCUUCUACCGGAAAAGACCUGGUAGUUGGAUUUGUUGCAGGAGUGGUGAAUGUUUUGUUGACAACUCCACUCUGGGUGGUAAACACCAGGCUGAAGCUGCAAGGAGCAAAAUUUAGGAAUGAAGACAUUGUACCAACCAACUACAAAGGUAUUAUUGAUGCUUUUCACCAGAUCAUUCGAGAUGAAGGAAUCUUGGCCUUGUGGAAUGGCACGUUUCCCUCCUUGCUUUUGGUCUUCAAUCCUGCCAUCCAAUUCAUGUUCUAUGAAGGUUUAAAGCGGCAGAUUUUAAAGAAACGAACGAAGCUCUCGUCUAUGGAUGUGUUCGUCAUAGGUGCAAUAGCCAAAGCAAUUGCUACCACGGCCACCUACCCUAUGCAGACAGUGCAGUCGAUUCUGAGGUUUGGACGUCACAGACUAAACCCAGAAAACAGAACACUGGGAAGUCUUCGGAAUGUUCUCUAUCUUCUUCAUCAACGCGUAAGGCGAUUUGGAAUUAUGGGACUCUACAAAGGCCUGGAAGCCAAACUGCUGCAGACAGUCCUCACCGCGGCCCUCAUGUUCCUUGUUUACGAGAAACUGACAGCUGCCACCUUUACAGUUAUGGGGCUGAAGAGGGCGCACAAGCGCUGAGGCACCACAGGCUUCUGAGUGUGGAGAGAUGUCCGAGAGAGGGCGUUUCCUUCCCCUGAGGAAACGUGACUCCUCUUACUCUUGCUCUUUGCACCUUGAGUUUUAACCCUCAUUGACUUGAAAUACAUCUGAGGGUAAAUAUAUAUAGCCAGGCAAACCCCACCACAAAUUCACUGUAAUGGUUGCUUGAAGUUUGUGGGUGAGGGGGAAAUUGGACAGACAGUCAAAAAACUUGAUCGAAAACCUGAAAAUGAGUUUUAUGGGGAUUUAUUGGUCUCCGUAAGAGAAACAGACUUUCGUUGUCAUGUGUAAUAUUUUUCCAGUUAGUCUUUCAUGAAUUUACAAAUUGUUCUCCUUCCAUGAGUCCUCCUCCAGAUUCUAGGACAAAUUUAAUACAUGUAAUUUUUCUCAUAUGUCUCAAUCUGGGAGUUUUCCUUACUGAAAAUAAUAUUAUGACUGUGCCAUAGGCACAUUAUUUUUGUUGAACUUUUAAUCUUCUGCUUAAGGAAAGGUGUCUUCUUUAGUACACAAGCUAUUUAUUUUGUGGAAGAAAUGAAAAUUAAAUUAUUAAUGCCUAA
This is a messenger RNA of Sorex fumeus (smoky shrew), 1615 nucleotides long. It is a transcript of the gene SLC25A17, whose product is annotated as solute carrier family 25 member 17. The transcript has 9 exons. Gene Ontology annotation, cellular component: peroxisomal membrane. NCBI's taxonomy places the organism in Eukaryota, Metazoa, Chordata, Mammalia, Eulipotyphla, Soricidae. Gene Ontology annotation, molecular function: NAD transmembrane transporter activity; ADP transmembrane transporter activity; FMN transmembrane transporter activity. The coding region runs from base 114 to 1037 and encodes 307 amino acids. Gene Ontology annotation, biological process: transmembrane transport. The record is from RefSeq and is a predicted model, not a curated record.